Molecule: messenger RNA, 2487 nt
Organism: Durio zibethinus
Lineage: Eukaryota; Viridiplantae; Streptophyta; Magnoliopsida; Malvales; Malvaceae
Product: O-fucosyltransferase 10-like
Source: RefSeq, a predicted model, not a curated record
AGCCACGCCAAGCCAACUAAAGCCAAGCAUCUGUCACUGUUAUCUCACUGGAAAAAAAUAAUAAAAAAAAAGAAAAAGAAAAGAAAACCUCCUGAAAUCACUCCGCAGUCGUGCCAGUUUCAGACUUAGAACUUUAAAAUCUCAAAAAAAAAAAAAAAUAAUCAUCUUUGUUUCUUUUCUCUGAGUUUCUCUUUGCAUGGCAUCUCACAUUGCAACUUCCAUGAAUCCCAAGGCCAAUAUCAACAACAACAGUGGCAGCAAUGGCUACGGUAGCGAGAGCAGUAGCGGUACCAAUAGCAACUCUCCAAGUCCACCUCCUUCACCGCUGCAGCCGCGUCUUUCUCCGACUCUAUCUCAGUGCCGCCGCCGGCUAAGUUCCAAGAACCACUCCUUCAUCCGCCGUAAAAACCCUGGUUCCGGCCUGAACUUCGGGCCGAAUCUCCGGUACUUGUUGGUGCUGCCGCUUUUGUACGUUUCCGGCUUGGUCAUGUGUGUCGGUCAAUUUUCAGGGCUUUUGGGCUACGCUUCUGUUCCUGGAUCAGUGUAUCGUAGCCAUGAGAAUUUUCAAAGGCUGUGGGAUGAUAUUCGCUUUGAUAAUUCUUCUGCUCUUCAGUUGUCCUCUGUGUGGAAAUAUAAAAGAAGGAUGAAAAUACAGAAACCUUGUCCAAAUUCAACGGCUAGAAAUCAUUUCUUCAUGUACAGAACUAGUAUAACAGAGUCUCCUGGUUCUAGCGGUUACUUGAUUGUUGAUGCUAAUGGUGGUCUUAACCAACAACGUUCUGCGAUAUGCAAUGCAGUGGCUGUAGCUGGACUCUUAAAUGCAAUACUAGUUAUUCCACAGUUUGAACUCAACAGUGUUUGGAGAGAUCCAAGUCAGUUUGGGGAUAUAUAUGAUGUGGAUUACUUCAUAGACAACCUUAAAGGUUAUGUAAAUGUGGUUAGGGAGUUACCUAAAACAUUGAUGGAAAGAUAUGAUCGCAACAUCUCCAAUAUUCCAAAUCUUCGUGUCCAAGCUUGGGCUCCUGUAAAUUAUUACUUGGGAGUUGUUCAUCCCAUUUUGAGGGAUCAAGGGGUUAUCCGCAUUGCACCCUUUGACAAUAGAUUGACAAUGAAUGUCCCACCUCAUAUUCAGUUGCUAAGAUGCAUAGCCAAUUAUAAAGCGUUGAAGUUCUCUCUACCUAUAUCAACUCUGGCUGAGAAACUAGUCAAUAGGAUGAUUGAGAGGAGCUCAACAAUUGGGGGAAAAUAUGUUUCUGUCCACCUCAGGUUUGAGCAGGAUAUGGUUGCCUUCUCAUGCUGUGCGUAUGAUGGAGGAGAAGCUGAAAAUUUAGAAAUGGAUUCUUUUAGAGAAAAAGGGUGGAAGGGGAAGUUUAAACGAAAAGAUCAUGUCAUAGCACCUGCUCUCAAUCGAGUCGAAGGAAAAUGUCCUCUAACCCCUGUGGAGGUUGGACUGAUGCUAUGUGGUAUGGGAUUUGACAACAACACUUCAAUUUACUUGGCCUCAGGAAAUAUUUACCAGGCAGAAAAAUAUCUAGCUCCUUUGCUAAAGAUGUUUCCCCUUCUUUACACCAAGGAGUCUCUUGCUAAACCCAAUGAGCUUGCUCCCUUCGAGGGGUAUUCUUCAAGGCUGUCAGCUUUGGACUACACAGUAAGCUUGUUUAGUGAGGUGUUUGUGACAACCCAGGAUGGAAACUUUCCACAUUUUUUGAUGGGCCACCGAAGAUUCCUUUUUGGUGGACAUGCGAAGACUAUUAAGCCUGAUAAACGCAAGCUUGUGGUUCUGCUGCAGGACAUGGGUAUAAGUUGGAAAGCUUUCAAGGAAGAGAUGGAAGUAAUGCUCGCGGAGAGUGAUCGUAAGGGGAUGAUGGUGCCCAGAGUUAAAAAAUUCAAUAGAAAAACAUCCAUAUACACAUAUCCUUUGCCAGAAUGUGCGUGUCUCCAGCAUUCAAAUAAUUCAACGCUCAAAUUAACUGACAGUGCUGAUGUUCUCGAAUCCUACUACGAGUCUAUGAGAUAAUAAGCAAAGUUCAUACUUUAAUGGUGUCCAUUACAGUGCAAUCAUCAACCAUAUACUUCUAAGUGCAUUGUUGUUGCGUUUACCAUAUGUCCAUGGUUGUUCUCCAUCCUUGUUGUGCUAUCUGAUCUGCAAAGGCAGAUGAGGAUUGCAGCUUAAGCAGGCAACAUGCAGGUUCUCCAAUUUUGAUCAUGCCAAAAAUUCCUAGUCCGACAAUGGUGCUUUGGUUUUACAUAAAGAUGCGAAUUUUUUGUUUUGCUUGCAGUGCGGAUGUAAGUAACAAGAUGUAGGUUCUUACACGAUUCUUUUGUAUUUUCAUAGUGAGUUUCACCCUUAUAGUAGCAGCAGGACAGCUUUCAUGCUUGCUCGUUUACUAUGAAGUUCUGCAAAGUACUGAUUCUGUAUCUCAUGAAAUUUUUUGGUACGACAAGAAGACUAGCUGGCGUUGUCUUGGGUGGAAAUAAAAUUAACCA